Fundulus heteroclitus (mummichog) is the source of this 1016-nucleotide messenger RNA. Its product is annotated as acylphosphatase-2. The record is from RefSeq and is a predicted model, not a curated record. The transcript is spliced from 4 exons. Lineage: Eukaryota; Metazoa; Chordata; Actinopteri; Cyprinodontiformes; Fundulidae. The coding region runs from base 116 to 415 and encodes 99 amino acids. Gene Ontology annotation, molecular function: acylphosphatase activity.
UGUUCCUUUAAGAGCCGUGGAGGCGGUCCGGACCGGGCUGGUACCGAGCAGCUGCACCGCAGGACGGGUCCAGAACUAUCCGGACCUCCUGUCCGUCCGGGACGUUUCCAGCAGGAUGUCUGCAGGAGGAAACCUGGUGUCGGUGGACUUUGAGAUCUUCGGUCACGUUCAGGGUGUCUGCUUCAGAAUGUACACAGAGAAGGAGGGUCUGCGGCUGGGCCUGGUGGGCUGGGUGAAGAACACCCACGGCGGAACGGUGGUGGGACAGGUGCAGGGUCCGGCUGACCAGGUGGAGGAGAUGAAGGUGUGGUUGAGUAAAGAAGGAAGUCCAACGAGUCGGAUCACCAAAGCCAAGUUCACCAACCAGAAAGCCAUCGAUACGGUGGAGAUGUCCGGCUUCAAGACUCGGUUCUGAGCUGCUGCAGAGCUUCUGCUGCAGAGCUUCUGCUCCACAGCUUCUGCUCCAAAGCUUCUGCUGCAGAGCUUCUGCUCCACAGCUUCUGCUCCUGCCUCUGGGACUGUGGAAACGCUGAGAACUUGUCCUGGAGCUGACCACCAACCUGUUAAAGGCUGAGAUCUGAUCUAUUUAUGAGGACAGUUUAAGGGUUUUAAUGAAUUCUUUAAAUUCAUUAAAAUUUAAAGAAUUCAAAUAUUUAAACAUUUAAAGCAUAAAUGUUGAAAAUAAACACUGUAAAACCUAAUUACAGGCAGCAUUUCUGCAUGGAGCCAUCACAUGGAGGCAGGUUGCUAUAAAACGCCCCAAACACUUAAGAUUGAGUUCAUUUAAGUUUUUAAAGAUAAAAACUGUUACUUUUAUGUUUUUAAAGCUCCUUUAUUUUUUUCCAUUUGUUUCACAAAAUGUUCUUUCUGCUGAGCUUAUAUUUAUUUAAUUUCUCCACCUGGAGCAUAAAUAAACCCACAUGGGUUAUCUGCGUUUAAGGUUAAAUUAAUGCCACUGAAUUACCGCUAGUCUUAAUGGUUCUGGACAAAUAAACGUGUGUUGUCACCCAGCGAGA